AUCCAAUCGCAGGGCGAGCGUAAGAAAAGGGCGGGACUUCCGGGAGUAAUAGUAGCGUGGUGCUAGUUUAGCUUGAGGGUAAAACCGGUGUUCGAGUGUCGUUGCUGAUUUUGUAUUAGGAAUGUCUGCCCAGGAGCUGCGGCUUAAUCACACUAUCUACAUCAACAAUCUGAAUGAGAAAAUCAAAAAAGAUGAGCUGAAGAAGUCCCUGUAUGCCAUUUUCUCCCAGUUCGGACAGAUCCUGGACAUCCUAGUUGCCCGGACUCUCAAAAUGCGGGGUCAGGCCUUUGUGAUCUUUAAAGAGGUGAACAGUGCCUCCAACGCACUGAGAUCCAUGCAGGGCUUUCCUUUUUACGAUAAACCCAUGCGCAUUCAGUAUGCCAAACAAGACUCGGACAUCAUCGCCAAGAUGAAGGGCACGUAUGUGGAACGGGACCGCAAGAAAGAAAAGAAGAAGCCUAAGACGACAGAAUCGGGAGUUUCGAAGAAGGCAGCCGCUGCUGCUGGCAUGGCGGGGGUUCCUGCUGCUAUGCCUGGAAUGCCACCUAUGAGUCAAGCUCCUCGAAUGAUGCCAAUGCCGGGUCAGCCUCCAUACAUGCCACCACCUGGUAUGAUGCCUCCUCCAGGUAUGGGCCCUGGACAGAUGCCACCAGGUGCCAUGCCUCCAGGUCAGAUGAUGCCUGGGCAGAUGCCAGGACAGAUGCCUCAGCAGGUUUCGGAGAACCCGCCUAAUCACAUCCUGUUCCUCACCAACCUGCCAGAGGAGACCAACGAGCUCAUGCUGUCCAUGCUGUUCAAUCAGUUUCCAGGGUUCAAAGAGGUGCGUCUUGUCCCCGGACGGCACGACAUCGCCUUUGUGGAGUUUGACAACGAAGUGCAGGCCGGUGCAGCCAGGGAAGCGUUACAGGGCUUCAAGAUCACACAGACUAACGCAAUGAAGAUCUCGUUUGCCAAGAAAUAACCAACUGCUACGUAAUGCGUGCAAAAACAAACAGAAGUGUUCGGUCAUUUCCACCGUUUUAUACUGUUUUGUAAGGGGAAAACAAACAAGAUACCAUCUACUCUUCCUGGAUCUGUGGUCAGGAGGUAAAUCUGGUAAUGUAUGGAUUGAUAGACAAAUUUUUUUUUUUGUUCUCUCCUGAAGAGGAUGAACCUGGAAAUUGUAAGUAAUUUUUUUUUUUUUUUUAAUUGAGUAAUGAAAAGCAUUGCACCCAGGGUCUGGAUCCCCAGACAUUGUACCUGGAGCUUUUCUGCCCUUUUUUUUUUUUUUAAACAUGCUCCGAAUUUUAAUUUUCAUUCCAAAUAAAAAUGAAAUGCUAAAAAAGAAAA
Molecule: messenger RNA, 1329 nt
Organism: Silurus meridionalis
Lineage: Eukaryota; Metazoa; Chordata; Actinopteri; Siluriformes; Siluridae
Gene: snrpa
Product: small nuclear ribonucleoprotein polypeptide A
Exons: 7
Coding region: 122-961 (279 amino acids)
Biological process (GO): mRNA splicing, via spliceosome
Cellular component (GO): U1 snRNP
Molecular function (GO): U1 snRNA binding
Source: RefSeq, a predicted model, not a curated record